Molecule: messenger RNA, 213 nt
Organism: Knipowitschia caucasica
Lineage: Eukaryota; Metazoa; Chordata; Actinopteri; Gobiiformes; Gobiidae
Source: the annotation of a GenBank genome assembly
AUGGAGGUGGGGGUUUGGGUGAACGAGGGCUGGCUGGAGGGGAAGCCAGCGCAGAGGUCUCAUCACACACACUUGACAGAAGCCGAGCUCUGGGCGAUGGCGAGACGCUUCCAUGAUAUGAAGCCACAGCUGGAUCGUUGGGUCGUGAUGGAGGCGGCCGUGUCUUUGCCCUCGGGCCCCGUGGAGCCCUCUACAGGCUGUGACCCACAUUAG